AUGACCAGCGGAAAUUUCACCUUGGUGACUGAAUUUGUUCUGUUGGGAUUAACGGAUCACCCAGAGCUUCAGCCCAUCCUCUUUGUGCUGUUCCUGGUGAUCUACUUGAUCACCGUGGGAGGGAACCUUGGGAUGAUGGUGUUGAUCAGAAUAGAUUCACGCCUCCACACCCCCAUGUACUUCUUUCUUGCCAGUUUGUCCUGCUUGGAUUUAUGCUACUCUACUAACGUGACUCCCAAAAUGUUGGUGAACUUCUUAUCAGAGACGAAAACCAUCUCCUAUGCUGCUUGUUUAGUCCAGUGUUAUUUUUUCAUUUCCAUGGUGAUUACUGAAUACUAUAUGCUAGCUGUAAUGGCCUAUGAUAGGUACAUGGCCAUCUGUAACCCUUUGCUUUACAGCAGCAAGAUGUCCAAAAGAGCCUGCAUUCGCCUGAUUGCUGGUCCAUAUGUCUACGGGUUCCUCAGUGGCCUGAUGGAAACCAUGUGGACAUACCGCUUGACCUUCUGCGGCUCCAAUAUCAUUAACCACUUCUAUUGUGCUGACCCACCACUCAUCCGACUUUCCUGCUCUGACACUUUCAUUAAGGAAACUUCCAUGUUUGUGGUAGCAGGAUUUAACCUCUCCAACUCCCUCCUCAUAAUCCUCAUCUCGUAUAUCUUCAUUCUCAUUGCCAUCUUGAGGAUGCGUUCUGAUGAAGGCAGGCGCAAGGCUUUUUCCACCUGUGGAUCCCACCUGGUGGCCGUGACUGUAUUUUACGGGACCCUAUUCUGCAUGUAUGUUAGACCUCCCACAGACAAGUCAGUGGAGCAGUCCAAAAUAAUUGCUGUUUUCUAUACCUUUGUAAGCCCUAUGCUGAACCCCAUGAUUUAUAGUCUGAGGAACAAGGAUGUGAAACAAGCUUUUCGAAAACUGAUCAGAAGAAAUGUGCUUUCAAAGUAA
Orycteropus afer afer is the source of this 939-nucleotide messenger RNA. Its product is annotated as olfactory receptor 1030. Gene Ontology annotation, biological process: G protein-coupled receptor signaling pathway; sensory perception of smell. Lineage: Eukaryota; Metazoa; Chordata; Mammalia; Tubulidentata; Orycteropodidae. Gene Ontology annotation, cellular component: membrane. The record is from RefSeq and is a predicted model, not a curated record. Gene Ontology annotation, molecular function: G protein-coupled receptor activity; olfactory receptor activity; odorant binding.